GUAAAAUAAUAAUUUUAUUAAAUUUAACAAGUUUUUGUUUGCAUAAUAUUUUUUAAACCACUUCCCUUAAGUAACUGACAUGUAACUUUCUAUAAGUAUUUAAAUAUUAAGUUAAGUUGAGUGUAACCUUAGGUACUUAUAGCAUUAUCAGAAUCCUAAACUAGCUUUUUUAUUCAAUAUAUUCUUAUAAUUAAAUAAUACGGCGUCCUCUUAAUUACGAUCUUGUGUAACAUAAAAAUACGAUAAUGUAGCAAGUUAAAAUGCUUUUUUUACAUAUAUGAUGAGUAUUUAUAUUCAUUUUAUAAGAAUAAAAAAAUGGGUUUUAACGAUAUUUUUGAUAGCGCAUUGGCUUCAAAUAUUUUAUUUAUAGGAUCAGCUAGGUAGCAAAAAUGAUUUCACCAAAACUAUUAGAUGACGUUAUAAUAUGUGUUACCGACUUUCUUUAUUACGAUAUAUUAGUCAUUUAAGUGAUUCAGGUUGUUAGUGGUUUUUUUUAAACAUAUGUUAUUAUUAAUUAUUAUACUAUUGUAAUUUAUGAGUAUUGAACAAUCGUUGCUAAUAAUUAUAACCUAGUUAUAAAUUAUUUUAACAGACUUCGCGUUACAUGCGCGUUAUAUUGUUUGCAUUAUAUUUGAUAAACGCGUAUCGCACUAAUGUUUUUUUUAUUAUUAAUAUUAGUAUUAUUAUUAUCACACCAAUUAUUUGAUCAACUUUGACCGAUGACAUUUAUAAAUUAGAACAAAUUAAUGUUUCAUUUAAUUUAACAUUUUAGAUGCCCAACCUACUGAAAGUGAAAUGGAACUAUUUGACGAGGUCCAAAUCGUGCUUACCGAGGCCUCUGACGUGCUUUCCGACCCCAAACAUUACUUGGGCGCUGACCAAUACAUACGAGCAGCGAUUAAUAACCCAAGUGCCGAACAAAAUGCAUUGACAUGGGAAGCGUUAAUGCCUCGAAUUCGCACUUUGAGACGAUUCUAUUUUUUCUCACAAAAAAUAGCGAUAUCGUAUGUUUGUUGGGCUAUCUAUCUACCAGAAUGCGGUAUACCGUCGUUUUGUGUACUACAUAACUAUAAUAAUUGAUACUAGUAGGUAUUGCUUCCUAUCUAACAAUAUUUUGUGUUUUAAUAAAACUGGGAUAUCCACAUUAAUAUGAUUAUCGUAUUAUCUGAAACCACUACAUACAUUAUAUCU
Acyrthosiphon pisum (pea aphid) is the source of this 1191-nucleotide messenger RNA. RefSeq names its product protein FAM49B. The record is from RefSeq and is a predicted model, not a curated record. Gene Ontology annotation, biological process: regulation of actin filament polymerization. Gene Ontology annotation, molecular function: small GTPase binding. The transcript has 2 exons. NCBI's taxonomy places the organism in Eukaryota, Metazoa, Arthropoda, Insecta, Hemiptera, Aphididae. Bases 796 to 1080 code for a protein of 94 amino acids.